AUGAAUUCUUCAUCAGAUACCGUAUCUGAUCUACGUUUAGUGGCAUUCAAACGUAUUAUGGAAGGCUAUUUAUUAUGUAUUGUAUGCAUAUGUGGCUUAUUAGGUAAUGCAUUAACUUGUGUUAUUUUAUCAAGUCGUUUUAUGCGUACAUCAAUAACAAAUAUUUAUAUAUUUGCAUUAUCAUGUGCAUCAUCAUGUGUUUUAAUUGGUUUCCUAUUAACACAUGGUAUUCGUUCGACAUUUCAAGCUGAAAAUUUUUAUCUUUAUAUAUUUACAAAAGUUUUUCCAAUACAUGUAACAUGUUUAUUAAUUCAAAUUUAUUUAACAGCAACAGUUGCUGUUGAUCGAUUUAUUCUUAUUUGUUUACCAUUUCGUGGACGAAAAUGGCGUAGUCCAAAACGAGCAGUAUUUGUUGUUAUAUGCGUGACUUUAUUUUGUAUAUUAUAUUGUGUACCAUUUUGGUUUGAAUAUGAACUAAGUAUAACAAAUAAUGAAACAACUAUAUCAGUAUCAAAUUUUGGUUCAAAUAAAUUAUUUCGUUUAUUAAUGCGUAAAUAUCUUUAUUUUAUUUUUGUUUUUCUUAUACCAUUAACAAUAAUAUUAAUAUGUAAAAUAUCAAUUAUUUACAAAUUAUAUGCAAUACGAAAACGUAAACGUUUAUUAGGUACAUCAAUGAAACGAAAUCGUUCAUCAAAUGCUAUAAAUUUCUUGCUUUUAUCUAUUGUAUUUAUAUUUUUAUUAACACAAUUACCAUACUUUGUAUUUAAUGUUCUUUAUUCAUGGUUAGGACCUAGUAUAAUGGCUAAUUUACUUGCAAGACAAUAUUUAUCUAUUAAUAAUCUUUUAUCAGUUGUAAAUGCAUCAUCAACAUUUAUUCUUUAUGCAUUUUUUGAUAGAAAAUUUCGGCAAGUUGGACAAUAUUUUCUUUUUUGUCGACCAUUACCAGCAAAUUUUGAUGCACAUACGGGAACACGAAAAAUAAAAUCUAGUGUUAUGUUACCAAAUUCAAGAUCAAUUAAUUCACCUCAUCGAUUUAGAGAACAUGUGAAACGUAAUAACUUAGAUUUAACAAAAGAAAAAUUAAUUUCAAUAAAUCACACACCUCCGAUAGUUCAAGAAGAAAAAUAUAAUUAA
Messenger RNA from Adineta steineri, 1134 nucleotides. The record is from the annotation of a GenBank genome assembly. NCBI's taxonomy places the organism in Eukaryota, Metazoa, Rotifera, Eurotatoria, Adinetida, Adinetidae.